UCAUACUCGAUACUUUAGCAAAUGACUUGAACAAAUUAACGCAAACUGAUUUUAGCUUUUUGUUGACUAAAACUAGCUUCCUAUAUUUACAAAAUGAGCUGCCCAGGUUUUGGAGAAGUAAACAUACCGUCGUCUCGAGCCUUUUGGGACGACUGCGAAGAGGAUGAAUUCGACAACGUUGAACCGGCAUCACAGUUGCACCUAAAUUUUAAUGAGGGCGAAUCAGAAGCUCCCAUUGCCAGUGAACUAUUCGUGUUGGUGGAAGGACCACAAAUAACAGAAUUUUGUAACGCUUCGUUGCUACAGGAUGCCAAAAACAUUUGCAGCAUACCGGCAAAAUCGUCGUCUUUGCAUUUGAAUGCAGCCAAAGCACACUUAUUGGCUACACUCGAAGAAGAUUUCAACAACAGUGGUGAAAUUACAGAGCUGCUUCUGCCUUAUGCUCAAUUGGCUAAGAAGGUGUUGACGAUCACAGUAAAACCAAAGAUGGAGUACAAAAGCGAAGAUAUCAACAGGUAUUGCAAUGAGGUCGCCAUUGUGCACAGCAUUGGUGGUCCAUCCGGCGAUAAGACCAUAAGUCAACUGGAGGCGCCCAAUUUUAUAUCCGGUGUAGCAGCUGGUGUUGCUAGCUGGCGCCAGCAGAUGCAGCUUCCGUUCAAUUCAUAUGUGGUGUACGUCGAUAAGCUACCUAUAGAUGGCGUUACUGCCGGACCAUUGAUCAAGCUAUUACAACAAUCCGGAGUCCAAUGCAGCGAUCGCUAUGUUCCCAAACCCAAACCCAGUUCUUAUUUAUAUUCUUAAUAUUGGGGGAGGCAUGAAUGUAUAUUUCUGAAUAAAUUGGUUGAGGUGUUGUAUAAAGAAAAAAUCAAAAAUCAAAUACAACGUGUACUUAUUUCAACACUUCAAAGAUGCUCAAGUUGAGCUCCUUGCUCCGCUGUUCCAUGUGCGCCUUGGCAAUAGCAAUGAACUGAGGCCGCGAUAGCAGGGAAUACGCUGGCACUAGUAGCGACGAGAUCAGCAUAUGCAGUUCUUUGUGACCACUGCUAAACAAAUCCAGGCCCAACUCUAGAGCAGUGCCAAAAUCACAUUCAUCCACCGCGAUAUUGGCGGCAUUUGCCACCGGCUGCAGCUUUUCUAGCACAGCUUGCUUGGCAUUGUCGCUGUCUACUCCGAGAUCCUUCCGCUCGAAGAGUGCCAGAAUUUUCUUGAGUUCCGCAUCGCUGACAGGCAACGGACGAUAUCCUUGCUGUGACUUGCGUUCGUAGGGCACAACAAUGCCAGCUCGAUGAAAGGAUUUGGCCAUGACACGUUUAUUACGCUCUUUGGUCAACGUAUCCAGAUCGGGCAAUGGAUUAUCACUAAGAUGCUGCUUCACGGCUUUCUUGGUGGCCGCAACUUGAGCGGUGUUGAAAGGCGUGCCCACGAAGUCAUGUUCCAAGUAGUACAGGAAGGCAUCGAAGAUGUUGCCAGCAAUAAAUUGAAAUUCACAGUUUUGUGUGGAAUCAUUACGCGCUAGGAGUAGACGAUCUUUAUCCUGGGGCACAUCACGCCAGUAGCCAUAAUGGAUGCCCGUAU
Drosophila nasuta is the source of this 1575-nucleotide messenger RNA. RefSeq names its product Proteasome assembly chaperone 1 (gene PSMG1). Gene Ontology annotation, biological process: proteasome core complex assembly. Gene Ontology annotation, molecular function: proteasome binding. Gene Ontology annotation, cellular component: endoplasmic reticulum. Bases 94 to 801 code for a protein of 235 amino acids. The record is from RefSeq and is a predicted model, not a curated record. NCBI's taxonomy places the organism in Eukaryota, Metazoa, Arthropoda, Insecta, Diptera, Drosophilidae. The transcript has 3 exons.